Grammomys surdaster is the source of this 204-nucleotide messenger RNA. RefSeq names its product protein transport protein Sec61 subunit gamma-like. Lineage: Eukaryota; Metazoa; Chordata; Mammalia; Rodentia; Muridae. The transcript has a single exon. The record is from RefSeq and is a predicted model, not a curated record. Gene Ontology annotation, molecular function: transmembrane protein transporter activity. Bases 1 to 204 code for a protein of 67 amino acids. Gene Ontology annotation, cellular component: Ssh1 translocon complex; membrane. Gene Ontology annotation, biological process: protein targeting; post-translational protein targeting to membrane, translocation.
AUGGACCAGGUCAUGCAGUUUGCUCAGCCAAGUCGGCAGUUUGAAAAGGACUCGAUUCAGAUGGUUAAAGAAUAUACCAAACCCGGCAGAGAAGAAUUCCAGAAGAUCGCCAUGGCCACAGCGAUAGGAUCUGCUAUCAUGGGAUUCAUUGGCUUCUUUGUAAAACUGAACCCUAUCCCUAUUAAUAACAUUAUUGGUGGCUGA